AUGGCGCAGCUUCACCAAUACCGCCUCGGCUUCUCGCUGCUCAUGCCUGUGGUGGGUAUGGCCACGGGAGCUCUACAGUGGAACAGUGCCGCAACCUUUAUAUUAAACACUGUCGCCUUGAUUCCAUUGGGGUCGUGGAUCAAUCGAACUGUUGAUUCAUUGUCUGUGGAUGGGACACGGGUGGUCAACGAGCUUUUGAAGUCGACGCUGGGUAACUCGGUGGAACUAAUGGUUGGGAUUAAUGCAGUCGCACAGCGACGACCACACAUCUCUCAAUCCGUGAUCCUCGGCGGUGUCCUCAGCAAUCUACUUCUGGUACUCGGCGGUGCCCUUUUCUACGCCGGAUAUGAUCAAAAGCGCCUACGGUUUGACAAGCACCUCACAACUGUGCUCUCAUCUCUUAUGAUGGUCGUCUUUAUCCUCCUCGCCAUUCCAACCAUAAUGGACGUCUUCCCCUCCGCAAAGGCAACGCCCACAGACGAAGUGCUGUACACACAACGCAUGAUAUCGGUGGUUUUGAUGUCUCUCCUUGUUGUAUUUCUCUUCUUCCGUCUCCGUACCCAUGCAAGGAUGUUCGCUAGUACACCAUUCAGCCAACGAGAUCAGCCACGUGGCCGCCAUCAAUACCGCCAGAGCCAGAUAAUCGACGCCCAGAUACCAAGACCCUACAUCGCGAAAGGACCCGCGGCUUUGAUACUACUCGCUUCAUCUAGCUCCGCCCUUCUAUGCACACAUUACAUUGUAGCCAGCCUCAGUGGGCUAGCUUCGAUAACAGGCGCGAACCAGUCUUUCCUUGCUGUGACGCUUAUUCCCUUACUUGGAAAUUCAGUCAAGUAUUUCUCCAUUAUCACGGGCUCCCGAUCAUAUGGCCAAGUUGAGCUUGGUAUCAGGGCAGUUAUCAAUACUGUCUUGCGGAUUACGAUGCUGAUUGCACCGCUCCUGGUUCUUAUCGGCUGGGCUUUUGAUCGACCGCUUGUUUUAAGGUUUGAUGGAUUUGAAGCGACGACGCUUUUGCUGAGCGUUGUUGUCAUGACUUAUCUUAUCUCAGAUGGGCGAAGUAACUACUUUGAAGGGUUGAUGUUAAUUGGAGCGUAUCUCAUCAUCAUGGUCUCGUUCUUUGUUCGGCCUGAGGUUCCAGCUAAUGUGAUCUUUCUAGGAUCUUAG
Penicillium brevicompactum is the source of this 1164-nucleotide messenger RNA. RefSeq lists its product as uncharacterized. The coding region runs from base 1 to 1164 and encodes 387 amino acids. The record is from RefSeq and is a predicted model, not a curated record. Gene Ontology annotation, cellular component: membrane. Gene Ontology annotation, biological process: intracellular calcium ion homeostasis; calcium ion transmembrane transport. Lineage: Eukaryota; Fungi; Ascomycota; Eurotiomycetes; Eurotiales; Aspergillaceae. Gene Ontology annotation, molecular function: calcium:proton antiporter activity. The transcript has 4 exons.